AGGAUGCAUCGAGGACUCCGAUCCGUAAAUACCGCGCCCACGUAUGACUUGACCACGCCCACUUAAUGUGUCGAUGUAAAAACAAACCACUGCACAGCACCGCGGCGCCUGUUCUUUUAGCUGAUAAUAUUGACCAACAUUGGCAUUUGGCAUCACAGUGACUCAAGGACUAAUAAAGCUCCAUUUUGUUUGGUAUGGAGACUUCAACACAGCAAAAAAAUGUGGCCAACAGAACGAAAAGAGCAGCGUUGAAAAGGAAUGCCUCAGGGGAUGGGGAUGACAUACCAGUGAAGAGCCCAUAUUUCAAAGACUUGUCGCAAUCAGAACCGAGUGAAACUGAUGUGCCUGAUGCAGUACAGAUCCCAGCAGCUCAAAGCCAGCUAGCUGACAAGAUGCCAUCAGCUGGUCCUAGACUAGGUCCUAGUUUCUUCCAGCAGCCCUGCACCCAGCUAGCCAGGCAGCUCUUAGGCCAGGUCCUAGUGAGGGUGAUUGGGGACCAGAGGUUGAUUGGCAGGAUCGUGGAGACGGAAGCUUAUCUAGGAGUCGAGGAUUCAGCAUGUCAUACUUACAUGGGAAGGAAGUCAGUGGCUAAUAAGAGCAUGUUCCUUAGUCCAGGCCAUGCCUAUGUCUACAUGACUUAUGGCAUGUAUCAUUGUAUCAACAUCACCAGUCAAGGAGAAGGUCAGGCGGUGCUCAUACGAGGUUUGUUCCCUCUGGAAGGCAAGUAUACUAUGGCAACCCUGAGACAGAAAGCAAGUAAAAAAUCCAACCGAACAUUCAAGACAAAGGAUCUUUGUAACGGUCCUGGCAAGCUCUGUCUCUCAUUGGACAUUGACAGACAGCUGGAUGGUAUUGAUCUCACACAGAGUGAUUCUAGCAUGUGGGUAGAGAGUGGUGACCAUAUCUCUGAUGGUGAUAUUGUAAGCUGUCCAAGGAUAGGUAUAGACUCAGCUACAAAGGAAUGGGUUCAGAAACCACUCAGGUUUUAUGUGAAGGGUAAUUCUUGUGUUAGUAAGAGGAAUAAAGCGAGAGAAGCAGAGAUGAACUACUCUACAUAAUCAUUGAAAUAGAUCACCCACAUUAUACAUUAUACUGAAAUAAUCUUGUAGUGCUUUCAUUUAAAAAAAAUUAAGAAUAACAAAGAUGUGAGUGAUAUACUGCAUAUUCUGUCAUAUCAAUCCUCACUUGGUAUGAUUGUAAAUAAUGUACUAUUUUUAUAUACAUAAGAUAUUUUGACCGGUAUUCAGUUAAAUAAAGGCUAAGAAUAACUUUCUAUCAAUAGCAGCAAAAGAUUCAGGCAACCCAUUAAAGAAAGACAAUUGUGGAAACAAAUCAAUGUUAUAACAGACAUGCAUGUACAUAAUUUGUUGAUGGUUUAUAGGACUGGUUAAUUUGGCUUGGCAACAGGAUGUAACACAUGAUUAUUUGUAUUGUACAUGUAGUUCAAGUUCAUACUUUUGUAAAUAGUUGUUUCUGAAAAUGAAUAAUCCAUUUUACUCAGCUAGACUAAAUAGUAAAUACUCACUAAAUAGUAAGUAAAAUCCAAAUUUUGAUUUAAAAUACAGACCCAGUACCAAAUAACAUGGAAUGAACAUGCGAUGCUACUACAGCUACAAUUGUAUAUAUCUAUCUCUGGAAAACUUGCUCAAAUUUGAGGGGUACCGGUAUUGUGAAUUUUAUAGGGUCAUGUUCCCUCCACUCUGACAAUGUUUACUUUGCUUAAAAAUCAAAAUGACAUAUAAGACAAUAAAGGUUACAAAAUUGAAUUUAACAUGAUGCAUGUAUAUAAAAAAAAAUACAAAGAGUUCAGUUAUAUUGCAGAGAUGCAACACCUUCAGGAAGACAAUCAAAA
Messenger RNA from Strongylocentrotus purpuratus (purple sea urchin), 1852 nucleotides. It is a transcript of the gene mpg, whose product is annotated as putative 3-methyladenine DNA glycosylase. Bases 195 to 1058 code for a protein of 287 amino acids. The transcript is spliced from 4 exons. The record is from RefSeq and is a predicted model, not a curated record. NCBI's taxonomy places the organism in Eukaryota, Metazoa, Echinodermata, Echinoidea, Camarodonta, Strongylocentrotidae. Gene Ontology annotation, molecular function: DNA binding; alkylbase DNA N-glycosylase activity. Gene Ontology annotation, biological process: base-excision repair.